AUGCGAUACUCGAGCGCCUCCUUCUCCCUCGAACGCACACCACCAGUCGUCUCCUCCGUCCGAGCCGAAUACCUCGACGACCUGCGACGACAAGCACGGCCGCUGUACAAGGUCAAGCGGUUCGUGCGACGGUGUUUCGGAGUCAAGGAGGAGAAAAAGGAACGCAAAGUCCAGUCGUUCAAAGCUCAUGUCCGCCGCACGACGUCGAAUAUGACAAUCGCGCCUUCGAGUCGCUCAUCGGGGAGCGCCUACUCCGAUGAGUCCUCGCCCGCUUUUCCUGCGUCGACUCUGACCACGAGUCUGGAGGGCGACGUACCGAAGGACGACCUCGGCGACUCGGACUUCGAAGACGACCUCGCAUCGCCGCGCCGACGCUGCUCCACCCUUCCCGUCUGCCUCCGCCGCGAAUGGCGUUCCUUCUCGCCUCGACAACCGGUCCCUCCGCUCACUGCCUUCCCUAGCCUGGCCGUGAACGAUAUCCUGAACUGCUUUCCCUCUCCGCCUUCUCCCUCUACGUCCUACAAGAAGCUGUACAUCUCCACCACCACCCGAGCGAGCCAACGAGGAUGCGCGGACGAGGUGAUGGACGAGGCGGACGAGUGCGUCGACUGGGUCAAGUGGCUGGAUGAGUGGUGGAGGAUCCAAGAUGUCGGGGAGGUCAAGCAGGAGGUCGUGCGCGGGGGGAGGAGGGCGAGGAAGGAGAGUUUGCCUGCGGGGCGAGGUCAGACGUGA
Messenger RNA from Rhodotorula toruloides NP11, 732 nucleotides. RefSeq lists its product as uncharacterized. NCBI's taxonomy places the organism in Eukaryota, Fungi, Basidiomycota, Microbotryomycetes, Sporidiobolales, Sporidiobolaceae. The record is from RefSeq and is a predicted model, not a curated record. The transcript has 2 exons. Bases 1 to 732 code for a protein of 243 amino acids.